This is a messenger RNA of Malurus melanocephalus (red-backed fairy wren), 3324 nucleotides long. It is a transcript of the gene CMAS, whose product is annotated as cytidine monophosphate N-acetylneuraminic acid synthetase. Gene Ontology annotation, molecular function: N-acylneuraminate cytidylyltransferase activity. NCBI's taxonomy places the organism in Eukaryota, Metazoa, Chordata, Aves, Passeriformes, Maluridae. The record is from RefSeq and is a predicted model, not a curated record. The transcript has 8 exons. Bases 68 to 1354 code for a protein of 428 amino acids.
CCGCAGCGUGGCAGGGCGUGGCGGGAGAGGAGCGGAGCGGGACACUGACAGGGACACGGCCAAGGCCAUGGAUGCGGGUGAGGGGCGGCCGCAGCCGCACUUGGCCGCGCUGGUGCUAGCGCGGGGCGGCAGCAAGGGGAUCCCGCUSAAGAACAUCAAGCUGCUGGCGGGGGUGCCGCUGAUCGGCUGGGUGCUGCGCGCCGCCAUCGACGCCGGCGUCUUCCACAGCAUAUGGGUUUCUACAGACCAUGACGAAAUCGAGAAGGUUGCAAAGCAGUUUGGUGCUCAGGUCCAUCGCAGAAGCCCUGAAGUCUCUCAAGACUCCUCAACUUCCCUAGAAGCCAUCACAGAGUUUCUCAAUCAUCAUCAUGAGGUUGAUAUUGUAGGAAAUAUUCAAGCAACAUCUCCCUGUUUACAUCCCAGUGACCUUAUAAAAGUGGCAGAUCUGAUCCAGAAGGAGGGGUUUGAUUCUGUGUUCUCUGUUGUGAGGCGGCAUCAAUUCAGAUGGAGUGAAGUAAAGAAAGGAGAAAACAAGAUGACAGAACCCCAAAACCUGAAUCCAGCAAAGCGGUACCGGAGGCAAGACUGGCCUGGGGAGCUCUAUGAAAAUGGCUCAUUUUAUUUUGCCAAGAGACAUUUGAUUGAGAAAGGCUACUUGCAGGGUGGUAAAAUGGCCUACUAUGAAAUGCGUGCAGAGCACAGUGUGGAUAUUGAUAUAGACAUUGACUGGCCUAUUGCUGAGCAGAGGGUGUUGAGUUUUGGAUAUUUUGGCAAAGAGCCACUAAAAGAGGUGAAGCUCUUGGUUUGCAGUAUUGAUGGAUGCCUGACCAAUGGUCGCAUUUAUGUGACAGAAGAUCAUAAGGAAAUGGUCUCCUAUGAUUACAGAGAUAUUGUUGGCAUUGAUCUGUUGAAGAAAAGAGGAAUCCAGGUUCGACUCAUCUCUGACAGAGAUUGUUCAAAAACAUUGUCAGCCAUGCAGCUGGGUUGUGUAGCAAAAGUCAGUGCAACAAAUAAACUACAAGUCUUGAAGGACUGGCAGGAAGACAUGGGUUUGAGCUGGAAAGAGGUGGCUUACUUAGGAAAUGAAGAGUCAGAUGUGGAAUGCCUGAAGCAGGCAGGCAUGAGUGCUGUUCCUGCUGAUGCCUGUGCUGCUGCUCAGAAGGCUGCUGGUUACAUUUGUAAGAGCAGAGGUGGCUGUGGAGCUGUGCGGGAGUUYGCAGAACACAUAUUCCUGCUGUUGGAGAAAGUGAACUCUGCCAGGAAGCAACUGAAAGAAAUAAGUUCAGCAGAGAAGGAAAUGGGGAGAAAUGAGAACAGCAGGAAGGGAAAUAAGGAACUAAUGGAAAAAGAGUAACAACGUUUGUCAAUCCURCUUUUCUUCCUCUCCUCUUCCUCAGUAAAAACAUAUCCCAGAGGAAUGCUUACCUUUCAAAUUUUACGGCAUAGUAGAGUUUAAAAGGUGUCCAGGUCCCACAUUCAUGAUUAUAUGGUGAAAAUGUGAUCRUAUUUAUGAUGAUUUAAAAAGCCAUWUAAAUGCARUGGGARGAAUGUUACAAAAGAGUGCCCUGUAAGUCUACUCUUAAUCAUCAUAGCUGUCCUACAGGAGUGAUACGUCUUCAUUUCAUAAUCCGUAUGUGUUCAGGGAUCACUGAUUUUGCAUGACUUGAAUAUUUGUAAUUCAGGCUUAAAAAAACCAAACAAAACUUCUGUCAGUUUUGCUCACGUGGUUUUCAUUUGUUUUAUCAAAUGUCAGCAUAGUGUUAUGGUUGUGUGAUUGCAUUUUACUGGAUUUUUYCGUAGCAAGGAAGAGUUUUAACUUACGCUGGAGAGGUCAGGUGCAAAAUACUAUCAAUAAAACUUCCUCCUCUAUUUUUAAAAUACAAUGCAGUUACUGGAAAAGGAGUUAAUAUUAGUUUAAAAAAGCACUUGAGCAUGUGUUCGAUUUUAAGCUCAUAAAUAAUUGAAUUGCAUUUGGAAUUGUGCCUCUUUGAAUCUGUUUAUUUUGGGUUUUACUGCAGUGCUUAAAUUAAUAUUUUGCCAGAUUUGGAGUUAAAUUUCUGCUUGACUUUGAGAUCUUUGCAGAAACUCAGUUUCUUUCUGUAAAGACUUUAUUGCGACCACUGAUGAGUUAAAGCCAAACAAAAGUCUGUAAGUUUAUUGCAUGGAAAAGUAGAUGUUGUUGGAAAAAAAAAUAUUCAAACCAUAGUUGCUUGUGGUUUUACAUAAAAUAUAUAUACAGACUGCUUUGAGCAUGUUAAAGCUGGUUURCAUGCUUGUAUUUAUGGAAAAUAGGAUUUGUAUUUUAUGUUACAAAUGCAACAGCAUUUAUCAGUGAGUAAAGUUCUGUUUUGGGUUGUGCUAAAAAUAAAUAACCCAUGGUACACAGGCAAUUAUAAGUGAGGUGAAUGAUAAUGGCUCRUCACUUUAUUUUGUUUCUCUGCUAAAUAGACACUCCCAGUAUAAUAUCACCUGACUUACUGGCCUCUGAUUAACUUUGUGUUUACUUCCUUUCACAAAGCAAGAUUUUGAACUGAAAUUAUUUACUGSCUAUCCACAGUUAAGAGCUCAAUUGUUUACUGUACUGAUCAGCUCKAAGUCAUCAUUUAAGUGUCUCCUUCCUCCUUUCAGUCACAUUUUAGGGUUCUGUGCUGGAYAAAUCCCAUGGACUUUGACAAGAGGAGAGCCACAUUUUGGACAUCAAUGUUUUGACUCUCAUGUAUUCUUGUUUAGAAAAGCAUGAUAUAAUCUUACAUUGGAAAGAAUAUGAAGGAUAAGAGAACUCUAGAGACUACCAAAAAAAAAUACAGGAUAUGCAUGAUCUGCUGUCGUAAACGUUCAGAUUUCUAUCGCCCGCACUACAGUGGAAAGACUAAUUACAGAGUAAUUACUGCUCUUGUUUUUGUGGAAGAGUCUCAAUCAUAUGAAGGAUUUAGGGGUCAGAGAGGCAGAGAUAAUGAGGGUAACUCUGUCACCUURAAAGUGAAGUCCCAGCUCUCAGGAAAGCAUCAAAUGUGCAGAAUAUAUUUUCAAUGCCUGUUCCAGUACAUGUGGCACCACAGCUGCCUUUCAUCAGAGGGGUGUUGCUCACUCAGAGUGGAUUUCAGUGGUCUUAUACAGUUUUCUUAUACUGGGCUAGUUUUGGAAUCAUAUUUUGGCCAUGUGAGCACUUCUUUUGCUUUAAAAUACAUAGUAUAUUCCAAAGAAGAUCUUAGAUCAUGUGAGCUGUUCUAUCAUGAUUAUGUGAAAUGAAAAAGAAAUGAAAUUAUGUAAAUAUUUUCAAUAAACUAUUAUGAAAAAAUAGCUGAUAACCUCAAAUUUUAAAUA